GGCAGUACCGGAAGCUGCAGGCGGAGCUGAGCAGGAGGCUGGUCGAGGGUCUGCGUGGUGAAGCCCAGGUAUAGGAGACGCAGGCAUGCUGCGUCCCAAGGCUUUGACCCAGGUGCUAAGCCAGGCCAACACUGGAGGUGUCCAGAGCACCUUGCUGCUGAAUAACGAAGGAUCUCUGCUGGCCUACUCUGGUUACGGGGAUACCGACGCCCGGGUCACCGCAGCCAUCGCCAGUAACAUCUGGGCGGCUUACGACCGAAACGGGAACCAAGCGUUUAAUGAAGACAAUCUCAAAUUCAUCCUAAUGGACUGCAUGGAUCCCUUGAAGAAAGAGGGGCUAAGGGUGCCAAGCAGAACAUCCCAUCCUGUGAUAUUACCCCUCCAGGAGGGCCGCGUAGCCAUCACUCGAGUGGCCAACCUUCUGCUGUGUAUGUAUGCCAAGGAGACUGUUGGCUUCGGAAUGCUCAAGGCAAAGGCCCAGGCCUUGGUGCAGUACCUGGAGGAGCCCCUCACCCAGGUAGCAGCAUCAUAAUGGGCACUGGUGGAAGUAGGGGGCCAGACCAGAGAGAUGACCAUUUGGAUGGGUGAGGACCCCUGAAGAAACCUUCCUGGACUGUGGGGAAGGGUGGGACUUUGUUUUUUUCCAAGAAUAAAUUUCACUUCUGUCUUUA
Messenger RNA from Artibeus jamaicensis (Jamaican fruit-eating bat), 671 nucleotides. RefSeq names its product late endosomal/lysosomal adaptor, MAPK and MTOR activator 2 (gene LAMTOR2). The transcript has 4 exons. The record is from RefSeq and is a predicted model, not a curated record. Gene Ontology annotation, molecular function: molecular adaptor activity; guanyl-nucleotide exchange factor activity. Gene Ontology annotation, biological process: cellular response to amino acid stimulus; positive regulation of TOR signaling. NCBI's taxonomy places the organism in Eukaryota, Metazoa, Chordata, Mammalia, Chiroptera, Phyllostomidae. Gene Ontology annotation, cellular component: Ragulator complex. Bases 86 to 532 code for a protein of 148 amino acids.